CGCCCAGCCUGCAGCCCCCUCCUCCUAUUCCCCGACCUCAGCCCGCGCCCCUCGGGCCUCGACAUCAUGGGUGACGGAGGAGAGGGAGAGGAUGAGGUCCAGUUUCUGCGCACGGACGACGAAGUGGUCCUUCAGUGCAGUGCCACGGUGCUCAAGGAGCAGCUGAAGCUCUGCCUGGCUGCCGAGGGCUUCGGCAACCGCCUCUGCUUCUUGGAGCCCACCAGCAAUGCCCAGAAUGUGCCCCCCGAUCUGGCCAUCUGUUGCUUCGUCCUGGAGCAGUCCCUGUCAGUCCGAGCCCUGCAGGAGAUGCUGGCCAACACCGUGGAGGCUGGCGUGGAGUCGUCCCAGGGCGGGGGCCACAGGACACUCCUGUACGGCCAUGCCAUCCUGCUGCGGCACACACACAGCGGCAUGUACUUGAGCUGCCUUACCACCUCCCGCUCCGUGACUGACAAGCUGGCCUUCGACGUGGGACUGCAGGAAGAUGCCACAGGAGAGGCCUGUUGGUGGACGAUGCACCCGGCCUCCAAGCAGAGGUCGGAAGGAGAGAAGGUCCGCGUUGGGGAUGACCUCAUCCUCGUUAGUGUCUCCUCAGAGCGUUACCUGCACCUGUCCACGGCCAGUGGGGAGCUCCAGGUUGAUGCCUCCUUCAUGCAGACCCUGUGGAAUAUGAACCCCAUCUGCUCCGGCUGUGAAGAGGGCUACGUGACCGGGGGUCACGUCCUCCGUCUCUUUCACGGGCACAUGGAUGAAUGUCUGACCAUUUCCCCCGCCGACAGUGAGGACCAGCGCAGACUUGUCCACUAUGAAGGGGGAGCUGUGUGCACCCACGCCCGCUCCCUCUGGAGACUGGAGCCAUUGAGAAUCAGCUGGAGUGGGAGCCACCUGCGCUGGGGCCAGCCACUCCGUAUCCGGCACGUCACCACUGGGCGGUACCUGGCGCUCACUGAGGACCAGGGCCUGGUGGUGGUUGAUGACAGCAAGGCCCACACCAAGGCCACCUCCUUCUGCUUCCGCAUCUCCAAGGAGAAGCUGGAUAUGGCCCCCAAGCGGGACGUGGACGGCAUGGGUCCCCCUGAGAUCAAGUAUGGGGAGUCACUGUGCUUCGUGCAGCACGUGGCCUCUGGCCUGUGGCUCACCUAUGCUGCCCCAGACCCCAAGGCCCUGCGGCUUGGUGUGCUCAAGAAGAAGGCCAUGCUGCACCAGGAAGGCCACAUGGACGAUGCAUUGUCACUGACCCGCUGCCAGCAGGAGGAGUCCCAGGCUGCCCGCAUGAUUUACAGCACUGCUGGCCUGUACAACCAGUUCAUCAAGGGCCUGGACAGCUUCAGCGGGAAGCCGCGGGGCUCGGGGCCGCCAGCUGGCACAGCGCUGCCCAUCGAGGGUGUCAUCCUGAGCCUGCAGGACCUCAUCGGCUACUUCGAGCCGCCCUCCGAGGAGCUGCAGCACGAGGAGAAGCAGAGCAAGCUACGCAGCCUGCGCAACCGCCAGAGCCUCUUCCAGGAGGAGGGGAUGCUCUCCUUGGUCCUGAACUGCAUUGACCGCCUGAAUGUCUACAACACUGCUGCCCACUUCGCCGAAUUUGCGGGGGAGGAGGCAGCUGAGUCUUGGAAAGAGAUUGUGAACCUGCUCUAUGAACUCCUGGCCUCCCUGAUCCGUGGCAAUCGUACCAACUGUGCCCUCUUCUCCACCAACCUGGACUGGCUGGUCAGCAAGCUGGAUCGGCUGGAGGCCUCCUCUGGGAUCCUGGAGGUGCUGUACUGUGUCCUGAUUGAGAGUCCUGAGGUGCUGAACAUCAUCCAAGAGAACCACAUCAAGUCCAUCAUCUCCCUCCUGGACAAGCACGGAAGGAACCACAAGGUACUAGAUGUGCUGUGUUCCCUGUGUGUGUGCAAUGGCGUGGCCGUGCGCUCCAACCAAGAUCUCAUUACUGAGAACUUGCUCCCUGGCCGAGAGCUUUUGCUGCAGACAGACCUCAUCAACUAUGUCACCAGCAUCCGCCCAAACAUCUUUGUGGGCCGAGCAGAGGGCACCACGCAGUAUGGCAAAUGGUACUUUGAGGUGAUGGUGGACGAGGUGGCUCCAUUCCUGACAGCUCAGGCCACCCACCUGCGGGUGGGCUGGGCCCUCACUGAGGGCUACAGCCCCUACCCAGGGGGCGGCGAGGGCUGGGGCGGCAAUGGGGUCGGCGACGACCUCUAUUCCUACGGCUUUGAUGGGCUGCAUCUCUGGACAGGACACGUGGCACGCCUGGUGACUUCCCCAGGGCAGCACCUCCUGGCCCCAGAGGACGUGGUCAGCUGCUGCCUGGACCUCAGUGUGCCAUCCAUCUCCUUCCGCAUCAAUGGCUGUCCUGUGCAGGGCGUCUUUGAGGCCUUCAACUUGGAUGGGCUCUUCUUCCCUGUCGUCAGCUUCUCGGCUGGUGUCAAGGUGCGGUUCCUGCUCGGUGGCCGCCAUGGUGAAUUCAAGUUCCUCCCUCCACCUGGCUAUGCCCCAUGCCACGAGGCUGUGCUCCCUCGAGAGCGACUUCAUCUGGAGCCCAUCAAGGAGUAUCGGCGGGAGGGGCCUCGGGGGCCCCACCUGGUGGGCCCCAGCCGCUGCCUCUCACACACCGACUUUGUGCCCUGCCCUGUGGACACGGUCCAGAUUGUCCUGCCUCCCCAUCUGGAGCGUAUUCGGGAGAAGCUGGCAGAGAACAUCCACGAACUCUGGGCGCUGACUCGCAUUGAGCAGGGCUGGACCUACGGCCCGGUUCGGGAUGACAACAAGAGGCUGCACCCGUGUCUUGUGGACUUCCACAGCCUACCAGAGCCCGAGAGGAAUUACAACCUGCAGAUGUCGGGGGAGACGCUCAAGACUCUGCUGGCACUGGGCUGCCACGUGGGCAUGGCGGAUGAGAAGGCAGAAGACAACCUGAAGAAGACCAAACUCCCCAAGACGUACAUGAUGAGCAAUGGGUACAAGCCGGCACCGCUAGACCUGAGCCACGUGCGGCUGACACCGGCGCAGAUGACGCUGGUGGACCGGCUGGCGGAGAAUGGGCACAAUGUGUGGGCACGAGACCGCGUGGCCCAGGGCUGGAGCUACAGUGCCGUGCAGGACAUCCCAGCACGCCGCAACCCUCGCCUUGUGCCCUACCGCCUGCUGGACGAGGCCACCAAGCGCAGUAACCGGGACAGCCUCUGCCAGGCCGUGCGCACGCUGCUGGGCUAUGGCUACAACAUCGAGCCGCCUGACCAGGAGCCCAGUCUGGUGGAGAGCCAGUCUCGCUGGGACCGGGUGCGCAUCUUCCGGGCAGAGAAAUCCUAUGUGGUGCAGAGCGGACGCUGGUACUUUGAGUUCGAAGCAGUCACCACGGGUGAGAUGCGAGUGGGCUGGGCGAGGCCCGACCUGCGGCCUGACGUGGAGCUGGGAGCUGAUGAGCUGGCCUAUGUCUUCAAUGGGCACCGCGGCCAGCGCUGGCACUUGGGCAGUGAACCAUUUGGGCGUCCGUGGCAGCCGGGUGAUGUCGUGGGCUGCAUGAUCGACCUCACAGAGAACACCAUUAUCUUCACCCUCAAUGGCGAGGUCCUCAUGUCUGAUUCGGGCUCUGAGACAGCCUUCCGGGAAAUCGAGAUUGGGGAUGGCUUCCUGCCUGUCUGCAGCUUGGGACCUGGCCAGGUGGGUCACCUGAACCUGGGCCAGGACGUGAGCUCCCUGCGGUUCUUUGCCAUCUGUGGCCUCCAGGAAGGCUUUGAGCCAUUUGCCAUCAACAUGCAGCGCCCAGUCACCACCUGGUUCAGCAAAAGCCUUCCCCAAUUUGAGGCUGUGCCCCUUGAGCACCCCCACUAUGAGGUGACCCGCGUGGAUGGCACCGUGGACACGCCGCCCUGCCUGCGCCUGAGUCACCGCACCUGGGGCUCCCAGAACAGUCUCGUGGAGAUGAUCUUUCUCCGGCUGAGCCUUCCAGUCCAGUUCCACCAGCACUUUCGGUGCACCGCAGGGGCCACCCCCCUAGCGCCCCCCGGCCUGCAGCCCCCCGCCGAGGAUGAAGCCCGGGCGGCGGAACCCGACCCCGACUAUGAAAACCUGCGGCGCUCAGCGGGGCGCUGGGGCGAGCCUGAGGGGGGCAAAGAAGGAAAUGCCAAGGAGGGGGCACCCGGGGGCAAUGCCCAGGCUGGGGUGGAGGCCCAGACUGUCAGGGUGGAGAACGAGAAGGAUGCUACCACAGAGAAGAACAAGAAGAGAGGGUUCUUAUUCAAGGCCAAGAAGGCUGCCAUGAUGACCCAACCACCAGCCACUCCCACUCUGCCCCGACUCCCUCGAGAGGUGGUGCCCGCUGACAACCGUGAUGACCCUGAGAUCAUCCUCAAUACCACCACGUACUAUUACUCCGUGAGGGUCUUCGCUGGCCAGGAGCCCAGCUGUGUUUGGGUGGGCUGGGUCACCCCUGACUACCAUCAGCACGACAUGAACUUUGACCUCAGCAAGGUCCGGGCAGUGACCGUGACCAUGGGGGACGAACAAGGCAACGUCCAUAGCAGCCUCAAAUGCAGCAACUGCUACAUGGUGUGGGGCGGGGACUUCGUGAGCUCUGGGCAUCAGGGUCGGAUCAGCCACACAGACCUUGUCAUUGGCUGCCUGGUGGACUUGGCCACUGGCUUGAUGACCUUUACCGCCAAUGGCAAAGAGAGCAACACAUUCUUCCAGGUGGAGCCCAACACGAAGCUGUUUCCUGCCGUCUUUGUCCUGCCCACCCACCAGAACGUCAUCCAGUUUGAGUUGGGGAAACAGAAGAACAUCAUGCCGCUGUCCGCCGCCAUGUUUCUGAGUGAGCGCAAGAACCCGGCCCCACAGUGCCCUCCUCGGCUAGAGGUGCAGAUGCUGAUGCCCAUCUCGUGGAGCCGUAUGCCCAACCACUUCCUGCAGGUGGAAACGCGACGUGCGGGCGAGCGGCUCGGCUGGGCGGUGCAGUGCCAGGAACCGCUGACCAUGAUGGCUUUGCACAUCCCUGAGGAGAACCGAUGCAUGGACAUUCUGGAGCUGUCGGAGCGCCUGGACCUGCAGCGGUUCCACUCUCACACCCUCAGCCUCUACCGCGCCGUGUGCGCUCUGGGCAACAACCGCGUGGCGCAUGCUCUGUGCAGCCAUGUGGACCAGGCGCAGCUGCUGCACGCGCUGGAGGACGCGCACCUGCCCGGCCCGUUGCGGGCCGGCUACUACGACCUCCUCAUCAGCAUCCACCUCGAAAGCGCCUGCCGCAGCCGCCGCUCCAUGCUCUCAGAGUACAUCGUGCCCCUCACGGAGGAGACCCGCGCCAUUACUCUCUUCCCGCCCGGAAAAAGCGCGGAAAAUGGCUCCCGCCGCCACUGCCUGCCUGGCGUUGGAGUCUCCACCUCGCUGAGGCCUCCACACCAUUUCUCACCCCCCUGUUUCGUGGCUGCCCUGCCGGCUGCUGGCGUGGCGGAGGCUCCGGCCCGCCUCAGCCCCAGCAUCCCCCUGGAGGCCCUGCGGGAUAAAGCACUGAGAAUGCUGGGGGAGGCCGUGCGAGAUGGUGGGCAGCACGCACGUGACCCCGUCGGGGGCUCUGUGGAGUUCCAGUUUGUGCCCGUGCUCAAGCUCGUGUCCACCCUGCUGGUGAUGGGCAUCUUUGCCGAUGAAGAUGUGAAACAGAUCUUGAAGAUGAUUGAACCUGAAGUAUUCACUGAGGAAGAAGAGGAAGAGGAAGAGGAGGAAGAAGAAGAGGAAGAUGAAGAGGAGAAGGAGGAGGAUGAGGAGGAAGAGGCACAGGAGAAAGAAGAUGAGGAAAAAGAGGAAGAGGAGACAGCAGAAGGGGAAAAAGAAGAAGGCUUGGAGGAAGGGCUGCUCCAGAUGAAGUUGCCGGAGUCUGUGAAGUUACAGAUGUGCCACCUGCUGGAAUAUUUCUGUGACCAAGAGCUGCAGCACCGUGUGGAAUCCCUAGCAGCCUUUGCGGAGCGCUAUGUGGACAAGCUCCAGGCCAACCAGAGGGACCGCUAUGGCCUCCUCAUGAAAGCCUUCACCAUGUCUGCAGCUGAGACUGCCCGACGUACUCGCGAAUUCCGCUCCCCACCCCAGGAGCAGAUAAACAUGCUACUGCAGUUCAAAGAUGGUGAGGAUGAGGAAGAUUGUCCUCUCCCUGAAGAGGUCCGACAGGAUUUGCUUGAAUUUCAUCAAGACUUGCUGGCACACUGUGGAAUUCAGCUGGAGGGGGAGGAGGAGGAACCAGAGGAAGAGGCCACCCUGGGCAGCCGCCUGAUGAGCCUGUUGGAGAAAGUACGGCUGGUGAAGAAGAAGGAGGAGAAACCUGAGGAGGAGCCACCUGCUGAGGAGAGCAAACCCCAGUCAUUGCAAGAGCUGGUGUCCCACACAGUGGUGCGUUGGGCUCAAGAGGACUUCGUGCAGAGCCCCGAGCUUGUACGGGCCAUGUUCAGCCUCCUGCACCGGCAGUACGACGGGCUCGGGGAGCUGCUGCGUGCCCUGCCCCGGGCAUACACCAUCUCACCAUCAUCCAUGGAGGACACCAUGAGCCUGCUUGAGUGCCUCGGCCAGAUCCGAUCACUGCUUAUCGUGCAGAUGGGUCCCCAGGAGGAAAACCUCAUGAUCCAGAGCAUUGGGAACAUCAUGAACAACAAAGUCUUCUACCAACACCCGAACUUGAUGCGAGCACUGGGCAUGCAUGAGACAGUCAUGGAGGUCAUGGUGAAUGUCCUCGGGGGUGGUGGUGAAUCCAAGGAGAUCCGCUUCCCCAAGAUGGUGACAAGCUGCUGCCGUUUCCUCUGCUACUUCUGUCGCAUCAGCCGGCAGAACCAACGCUCCAUGUUCGACCACCUGAGCUACCUGCUGGAGAACAGUGGCAUCGGCCUGGGCAUGCAGGGCUCCACGCCUCUGGAUGUGGCAGCUGCUUCCGUCAUUGACAACAACGAGCUGGCCCUGGCAUUGCAAGAGCAGGACCUGGAGAAGGUGGUGUCCUACCUGGCGGGUUGUGGCCUUCAGAGCUGCCCCAUGCUCCUGGCCAAAGGGUACCCAGACAUCGGCUGGAACCCGUGUGGUGGUGAGCGCUACCUGGACUUUCUACGCUUCGCUGUCUUCGUCAACGGUGAGAGCGUGGAGGAGAACGCCAACGUGGUGGUGCGGCUGCUCAUCCGCAAGCCCGAGUGCUUCGGGCCUGCCCUGCGGGGUGAGGGCGGCUCGGGGCUGCUGGCCGCCAUCGAAGAAGCCCUUCGCAUCUCCGAGGACCCGGCGCGCGAUGGCCCAGGCGUCCGCAGGGACCGGCGGCGUGAGCACUUCGGCGAAGAGCCCCCGGAGGAGAACCGGGUGCACCUGGGACACGCCAUCAUGUCCUUCUACGCUGCCUUGAUUGACCUGCUAGGACGCUGUGCACCAGAGAUGCACCUAAUCCAAGCCGGCAAGGGAGAGGCCCUGCGGAUCCGUGCCAUCCUGCGCUCCCUCGUGCCCCUGGAAGACCUUGUGGGCAUCAUCAGCCUCCCUCUGCAGAUCCCCACCCUGGGCAAAGAUGGGGCUCUGGUACAGCCAAAGAUGUCGGCAUCCUUCGUGCCAGACCACAAGGCAUCCAUGGUGCUCUUCCUGGACCGAGUGUACGGCAUUGAGAACCAGGACUUCUUGCUGCAUGUGCUGGACGUGGGGUUCCUGCCUGACAUGCGGGCAGCCGCUUCGCUGGACACGGCCACUUUCAGCACCACGGAGAUGGCGCUGGCCCUGAACCGCUACCUGUGCCUGGCGGUGCUGCCGCUCAUCACCAAGUGUGCCCCGCUCUUCGCGGGGACCGAGCACCGCGCCAUCAUGGUGGACUCCAUGCUGCACACGGUGUACCGCCUGUCCCGUGGCCGCUCGCUCACCAAGGCGCAGCGCGACGUCAUCGAGGACUGUCUCAUGGCGCUCUGCAGGUACAUCCGCCCGUCCAUGCUGCAGCACCUGCUGCGGCGCCUGGUGUUCGACGUGCCCAUCCUGAACGAGUUCGCCAAGAUGCCGCUCAAGCUCCUCACCAACCACUAUGAGCGCUGCUGGAAGUACUACUGCCUCCCCACGGGCUGGGCUAACUUCGGGAUCACCUCCGAGGAAGAGCUGCACCUCACUCGCAAACUCUUCUGGGGCAUCUUUGACUCGCUGGCCCAUAAGAAGUAUGAUGCAGAGCUGUACCGCAUGGCUAUGCCUUGUCUGUGCGCCAUCGCAGGGGCCCUGCCCCCCGACUACGUGGACGCCUCAUACUCAUCCAAGACCGAGAAAAAGGCCACGGUGGACGCUGAAGGCAACUUUGAUCCUCGGCCUGUGGAGACCCUCAAUGUGAUCAUCCCAGAGAAGCUGGACUCCUUCAUUAAUAAGUUUGCAGAGUACACGCAUGAGAAGUGGGCCUUCGACAAGACCCAGAACAACUGGUCCUAUGGGGAGAACAUAGAUGAGGAACUGAAGACCCAUCCCAUGCUGAGGCCCUAUAAGACCUUUUCAGAGAAGGACAAAGAGAUUUACCGCUGGCCCAUCAAGGAGUCCUUGAAGGCCAUGAUUGCCUGGGAAUGGACGAUAGAGAAGGCCAGGGAGGGCGAGGAGGAGAAGACAGAGAAGAAGAAAACACGGAAGAUAUCCCAAAGUGCCCAGACUUAUGAUCCGCGAGAAGGCUACAACCCCCAGCCCCCCGACCUCAGCGGAGUUACCCUGUCCCGGGAGCUGCAGGCCAUGGCAGAACAACUGGCGGAAAAUUACCACAACACGUGGGGGCGGAAGAAGAAGCAGGAGCUGGAGGCCAAAGGUGGUGGGACCCACCCCCUGCUGGUCCCCUACGACACACUCACAGCCAAGGAGAAAGCCCGAGAUCGAGAGAAGGCCCAAGAGCUGCUGAAGUUCUUGCAGAUGAACGGCUAUGCUGUCACCAGGCACGUGGCCUGCCAGCCUGGUCAGGGAGGGGUGGGGAAUGUGGGAGGAACUAGCAAGGCAGAAACUGGGAAGAGCUGGGCUGGGGUAACACGGCAGGGCCAGAGAAUAGCCCCCUCUUCCAGGUUGCGGCCGGCCCUCGGGGAGUGCCUGGCUCGCCUGGCAGCAGCUAUGCCAGUGGCGUUCCUGGAGCCCCAGCUGAACGAGUACAAUGCCUGCUCGGUGUACACUACCAAGUCUCCCCGGGAACGGGCCAUCCUGGGGCUCCCCAACAGCGUGGAGGAGAUGUGUCCUGACAUCCCGGUGCUGGAGCGGCUCAUGGCAGACAUCGGGGGCCUGGCUGAGUCGGGAGCCCGCUACACGGAAAUGCCGCACGUCAUCGAGAUCACACUGCCCAUGCUGUGCAGCUACCUGCCCCGCUGGUGGGAACGCGGGCCCGAGGCACCCCCUCCUGCCCUGCCCGCUGGGGCCCCCCCGCCCUGCACGGCUGUCACCUCAGACCACCUCAACUCGCUGCUGGGCAAUAUCCUGCGAAUCAUCGUCAACAACCUGGGCAUUGACGAGGCGACGUGGAUGAAGCGGCUCGCUGUGUUCGCCCAACCCAUUGUGAGCCGGGCCCGGCCUGAGCUCCUGCAUUCACACUUCAUCCCCACCAUCGGGCGCCUGCGCAAGCGAGCAGGGAAGGUGGUGGCCGAGGAGGAGCAGCUGCGCCUGGAGGCCAAGGCCGAGGCCCAGGAGGGCGAGGUCCUGGUGAGGGACGAGUUCUCUGUGCUCUGCAGGGACCUGUACGCCCUCUACCCGCUGCUCAUCCGCUACGUGGACAACAACAGGGCGCACUGGCUGACCGAGCCCAAUCCCAGUGCCGAGGAACUGUUCAGGAUGGUGGCCGAGAUCUUCAUCUACUGGUCCAAGUCCCACAACUUUAAGCGCGAGGAGCAGAACUUUGUGGUCCAGAAUGAGAUCAACAACAUGUCAUUUCUGACUGCUGACAACAAGAGCAAAAUGGCCAAGUCAGGCGGCUCGGACCAGGAGCGCACCAAGAAGAAGCGCCGCGGGGACCGGUACUCUGUACAGACGUCCCUGAUUGUGGCCACGCUCAAGAAGAUGCUGCCCAUCGGCCUGAACAUGUGUGCACCCACGGACCAGGAACUCAUCGCACAGGCCAAGAACCGCUAUGCCCUGAAAGACACAGACGAGGAGGUCCGGGAAUAUUUGCAAAACAACCUUCACCUCCAGGGAAAGGUCGAAGGCUCCCCUUCUUUGCGCUGGCAGAUGGCCCUGUACCGGGGCCUCCCGGGCCGCGAGGAGGAAGCCGAUGACCCCGAGAAAAUCGUGCGCAGAGUCCAGGAAGUGUCUGCGGUGCUCUACCACCUGGAGCAGAUUGAGCACCCCUACAAAUCCAAGAAGGCCGUGUGGCACAAGCUCCUGUCCAAGCAGCGCCGCAGGGCGGUGGUUGCCUGUUUCCGCAUGACCCCCCUGUACAACCUGCCCACGCACCGGGCCUGUAACAUGUUCCUGGAGAGCUACAAGGCCGCGUGGAUCCUGACUGAAGACCACAGUUUUGAAGACCGCAUGAUCGACGACCUUUCAAAAGCUGGGGGGCAGGAGGAGGAGGAGGACGAGGUGGAGGAGAAGAAGCCUGACCCCCUGCAUCAGCUGGUCCUGCACUUCAGCCGCACGGCCCUGACCGAAAAGAGCAAACUGGACGAGGAUUACCUGUACAUGGCGUAUGCCGACAUCAUGGCAAAGAGCUGCCACCUGGAGGAGGGAGGGGAGAAUGGCGAAGCUGAAGAGGAGGAAGUGGAGGUUUCCUUCGAGGAGAAAGAGAUGGAGAAGCAGAGGCUCCUGUACCAGCAGGCGCGGCUGCACAACCGGGGAGCCGCCGAGAUGGUACUCCAGAUGAUCAGCGCCUGCAAAGGAGAGACGGGCGCCAUGGUGUCCUCCACCCUGAAGCUGGGCAUCUCCAUCCUCAAUGGAGGCAAUGCGGAUGUGCAGCAGAAAAUGCUGGAUUAUCUGAAGGACAAGAAGGAAGUGGGCUUCUUCCAGAGUAUCCAGGCACUGAUGCAGACGUGCAGCGUCCUGGAUCUCAACGCCUUCGAGAGACAGAACAAGGCAGAGGGGCUGGGCAUGGUGAACGAGGAUGGAACUGUCAUCAACCGCCAGAACGGAGAGAAGGUCAUGGCAGAUGAUGAAUUCACCCAAGACCUGUUCCGAUUCCUACAAUUGCUCUGCGAGGGGCACAAUAAUGAUUUCCAGAACUACCUACGGACACAAACGGGGAACACAACUACUAUCAACAUUAUCAUCUGCACAGUGGACUACCUUCUGCGGCUGCAGGAGUCCAUCAGCGACUUCUACUGGUACUACUCGGGCAAGGAGGUCAUUGAGGAGCAGGGCAAGAGGAACUUUUCCAAGGCCAUGUCGGUCGCAAAACAGGUGUUCAACAGCCUCACCGAGUACAUCCAGGGCCCCUGCACCGGGAACCAGCAGAGCCUGGCGCACAGCCGCCUCUGGGACGCCGUGGUGGGAUUCCUGCACGUGUUUGCCCACAUGAUGAUGAAGCUCGCUCAGGACUCCAGCCAGAUCGAGCUGCUGAAGGAACUGCUGGACCUACAGAAGGACAUGGUGGUGAUGUUGCUGUCACUACUAGAAGGGAACGUGGUGAACGGCAUGAUUGCCCGGCAGAUGGUGGACAUGCUUGUGGAAUCCUCAUCCAACGUGGAGAUGAUCCUUAAGUUCUUCGACAUGUUCCUGAAACUCAAGGACAUUGUGGGCUCGGAGGCCUUCCAGGACUACGUCACUGAUCCCCGUGGCCUCAUCUCCAAGAAGGACUUCCAGAAGGCUAUGGACAGCCAGAAGCAGUUCACAGGCCCAGAAAUCCAGUUCCUGCUUUCCUGCUCUGAAGCGGAUGAGAAUGAGAUGAUCAACUGUGAGGAGUUCGCCAACCGCUUCCAGGAGCCAGCCCGAGACAUCGGCUUCAACGUGGCAGUGCUGCUCACCAACCUGUCGGAGCACGUGCCCCACGACCCGCGCCUGCGCAACUUCCUCGAGCUGGCGGAGAGCAUCCUCGAGUACUUCCGGCCCUACCUGGGCCGCAUCGAGAUCAUGGGUGCCUCGCGCCGCAUCGAGCGCAUCUACUUCGAGAUCUCGGAGACCAACCGCACCCAGUGGGAGAUGCCCCAGGUCAAGGAGUCCAAGCGGCAGUUCAUCUUCGACGUGGUGAACGAGGGCGGCGAGUCCGAGAAGAUGGAGCUCUUCGUGAGCUUCUGCGAGGACACCAUCUUCGAGAUGCAGAUCGCCGCGCAGAUCUCCGAGCCCGAGGGCGAGCCGGAGGAGGACGAGGACUACGGCGCGGCGGAGGCGGGCGUCGAGGGCGCGGAGGAGGGCGCAGCGGGGACCGAGGGCGCGGCAGGGCCGGCGGCGGCCGGGCUUGACUGCGCCGGCCCUGGAGGCGCCGAAGGGGCCGCUGUCGUGGUGGACGGGGGCCCCUUCCGGCCCGAAGGGGCGGGCGGCCUCGGGGACAUGGGUGACACGACGCCGGUGGAGCCGCCCACGCCCGAGGGUUCCCCCAUCAUCAAGAGGAAGCUGGGGGUGGAUGGAGAGGAAGAGGAGCUGCCUCCAGAACCAGAGCCUGAGCCAGAGCCAGAGCCCGAGCCCGAGAAAGCCGAUGCUGAGAAUGGGGAGAAGGAAGAAGUCCCCGAACCCCCACCAGAGCCCCCCAAGAAGACAGCACCUCCUCCACCCCCUCCAAAGAAGGAGGAGGCUGGAGGCGGGGGCUCGGAAUUCUGGGGAGAACUGGAAGUGCAGAGGGUGAAGUUCUUGAACUACCUCUCCCGGAACUUCUACACCCUGCGGUUCCUUGCCCUCUUCUUGGCCUUUGCCAUCAACUUCAUCUUGCUGUUUUAUAAGGUCUCAGACUCUCCACCAGGGGAGGACGACAUGGAGGGCUCAGCAGCCGGGGACCUGUCAGGUGCGGGGUCUGGCGGCGGCUCUGGCUGGGGCUCGGGGGCCGGCGAGGAAGCGGAGGGCGACGAGGACGAGAACAUGGUGUACUACUUCCUGGAGGAGAGCACGGGCUACAUGGAGCCUGCCUUGCGUUGCUUGAGCCUGCUGCAUACGCUGGUGGCCUUCCUCUGCAUCAUCGGCUACAACUGCCUCAAGGUGCCCCUGGUGAUCUUUAAACGGGAGAAGGAGCUGGCCCGGAAGCUGGAGUUUGACGGCCUCUACAUCACGGAGCAGCCUGAGGAUGACGAUGUGAAGGGCCAGUGGGACCGGCUGGUGCUCAACACGCCGUCUUUCCCCAGCAACUACUGGGACAAGUUUGUCAAGCGAAAGGUCCUGGACAAGCACGGAGACAUCUAUGGGCGGGAACGGAUCGCCGAGCUGUUGGGCAUGGAUCUGGCCACCCUGGAGAUCACAGCCCACAAUGAGCGAAAGCCCGAACCACCACCGGGGCUGCUCACCUGGCUCAUGUCCAUUGAUGUCAAGUACCAGAUCUGGAAGUUCGGGGUCAUCUUCACAGACAAUUCUUUCCUGUACCUGGGCUGGUACAUGGUGAUGUCCCUCCUGGGACACUACAACAACUUCUUCUUUGCUGCCCACCUCCUGGACAUCGCCAUGGGGGUCAAGACGCUGCGCACCAUCCUCUCCUCCGUCACCCAUAAUGGGAAACAGCUGGUGAUGACCGUGGGCCUCCUGGCGGUGGUGGUCUACCUGUACACCGUGGUGGCCUUCAACUUCUUCCGCAAGUUCUACAACAAGAGUGAGGAUGAGGACGAGCCUGACAUGAAGUGUGACGACAUGAUGACGUGUUACCUGUUUCACAUGUACGUGGGUGUCCGAGCUGGUGGGGGCAUCGGGGAUGAGAUUGAGGACCCAGCAGGCGAUGAAUACGAGCUGUACCGAGUGGUCUUCGACAUCACCUUCUUCUUCUUUGUCAUCGUCAUUCUGCUGGCCAUCAUCCAGGGUCUGAUCAUUGACGCUUUUGGCGAGCUCCGAGACCAACAAGAGCAAGUGAAGGAAGAUAUGGAGACCAAGUGCUUCAUCUGCGGCAUCGGCAGCGAUUACUUUGAUACGACGCCGCACGGGUUCGAGACCCACACGCUAGAGGAGCACAACCUGGCCAAUUACAUGUUUUUCCUGAUGUAUCUGAUAAAUAAGGACGAGACAGAACACACGGGCCAGGAGUCUUAUGUCUGGAAGAUGUACCAAGAGAGAUGUUGGGAUUUCUUCCCAGCUGGCGAUUGUUUCCGCAAGCAGUACGAGGACCAGCUUAGCUGAGACACCCCCAGCUGGCCCUUCACCCCCACCUCAAGUGCCUUAUUCUCACAAGUCCCUUAGCCCCAAAACCCUCCCCCAAAGGCAGCUGGAGGACUGGUGACCAUGUACUGGAGAAAUAAAGACUGUGCUAUAUACCCCUGACGUCAUUGUGUUGGGUUCUUG
Molecule: messenger RNA, 14325 nt
Organism: Ailuropoda melanoleuca (giant panda)
Lineage: Eukaryota; Metazoa; Chordata; Mammalia; Carnivora; Ursidae
Gene: RYR1
Product: ryanodine receptor 1
Exons: 99
Coding region: 67-14163 (4698 amino acids)
Biological process (GO): intracellular calcium ion homeostasis; release of sequestered calcium ion into cytosol by sarcoplasmic reticulum; striated muscle contraction
Cellular component (GO): sarcoplasmic reticulum membrane; sarcolemma; Z disc
Molecular function (GO): protein binding; ryanodine-sensitive calcium-release channel activity
Source: RefSeq, a predicted model, not a curated record